Molecule: messenger RNA, 933 nt
Organism: Exserohilum turcica Et28A
Lineage: Eukaryota; Fungi; Ascomycota; Dothideomycetes; Pleosporales; Pleosporaceae
Exons: 3
Coding region: 25-813 (262 amino acids)
Biological process (GO): kinetochore assembly
Cellular component (GO): kinetochore
Source: RefSeq, a predicted model, not a curated record
GGACCAAACCCGCCUGCGGCCAACAUGGCGACACGGGGCGGCGACGUCGACAUGGCCGACGCGCCUGUCGAGGCACGCGAUGCAGACGACCAUGCCUCGGUGCUACAGACAAAUUACAGCGACGCGUUCGCGUUUUCGGAUAGCGAACGGCUAGCCCUGCAACUCUACGACCAGCUCUACGAACUCGAGCUGCAGCAGAGCCUCGUCGGCGCGCAGCAGUCAGCACAGGCGCAUGACUUUUCGGCGCUUCCAGAUGACCUGGUCGAGGAGCGGCUGACCAUGGCGCAGCGUGAAGCCAUGGAGGCGAGGGCGGCGUACGAGAUGCGCAACAGGAUCACGCACAAGGUGCUGGUCAUGGAUCCGGUGCUGCAGGCUGUCCACGGCGGCGGCGGCGGCGGCGGCGGCGAGCGAACAGCAGCAUUUGCGGCAAAACGCAUUCUCCCGCUCAUGGCAGAAAACGACACGGUUUCGAUGAUGCACGGCGCUCAAACAGCAAAGCUGGCCUCAACCAUGCGUGCAUUGAGCGCAGCAGAGCAAGCAAACAUGGUCGCGAACCGGCAGAACCGGGAGCUGGCGCAGACGAUGGUUGCUUUGGCCGAAGAAAUGAAGGCGCAGUCGGCACAGGAUAUCCAGGACCCACAGCUGCGCGCCCAGGUGGAUGCCGUGGACCAGCAGCUGCGGGCGUCACGGCGGCGGGCAAAGACGCUCCAGGGGGUGUUGGCAGGCAUGAUUGUCGGCAGCGGCAUCAACUGGGCAGCCGACGAGGGCUUGAGCGAGCUGGUCAUGGAAGGCGAGGGGGAGGAGGAUUGUUGACGUGGUACGCGAGCGACAGCGCUCUGCAUGCCAUGUUGCAGUUGCGACAAGUGUGGCGCGCACGGGGCACGAGCAUCAAAGGGGAGCUGAGGUCGUCACAGGCUGCGUGGUUAGCAAAAC